Messenger RNA from Plasmodium yoelii, 3069 nucleotides. RefSeq names its product conserved Plasmodium protein, unknown function. The coding region runs from base 1 to 3069 and encodes 1022 amino acids. The record is from RefSeq and is a predicted model, not a curated record. NCBI's taxonomy places the organism in Eukaryota, Apicomplexa, Aconoidasida, Haemosporida, Plasmodiidae. The transcript has a single exon.
AUGGAAAAAGAAGAAUUGAAAAAUUUUAGUAUCAUAAAUAACAGAGGAAUUAAUUGUCCCUUAAAUGCAUGUUGUGAUAAUAUAAUUGAUAAGAAUGGAAAUGUAAUAUAUAAAAAUUAUAAUAACUUAUACAAAUUAACAUACAAACAUAUUUAUAAAUAUAAUAGAAUCACAUGCAUAAGUACAGACACGAUUUAUGAUAAUAACAAUAAUGCUUACACCCCUCUCUAUCAUUAUUAUUACUCUAACAAUGGGUUAGAUGUAGAUAAUAUUAAGGUAGAUGAUGAAAAUGGGCAAAAAAUUGAAAAUAGGGAAAGUGAUGAUGGUGAUAAAAAUGGGCAAAAUGAUGAUGGCGAUGAAAAUGCAUAUAAUAUGAACAGUAGUAAACAAGAAUGCUUAAGAUAUAAUUUAUAUGAAUUAUUGUUGUUAAGAUUUUUAAAUUAUAAGUCAGAUAAAGAAGAUGAUCCAAAUGAUAUAUUAGAUCGUAGUUUUUUUAUAAAAGAAAAUAAAUAUAUUCGAGGAAAUUCUAAUAAAUAUAUUAGAGAUGGAUACAACUCUUCAAAUGUACAUGACAAUUCUUUUUCAUUUAAUCAACCAAACAAUAAAGGUGGUGAAAUAGGUGUAGAAUCUAUUAGUUACAACAUUUCUAAUUCUAAUAAUAACCAUUAUCUAAAUUAUGAAUCCACAAAUAACAAUAACUAUACAUCAUCUCAAAAUUUAAAUCAUAAUUAUUUAUAUAAUAAUAAUAAUAGGACAAAAAAUGGAUAUUAUUAUGAUAAAUUUGAUGGACAAAAUAAAAAUUCAAAUAUUUAUCUGAACAAUAUAAAUAAUUCGAAUCCGAAAGGUUUUAAAUAUAUAGAUGAUAAUUGUUAUAAUUUGCCAAUAAAUAAUAUAUACAUAGAUGUAGAUGGUAAAAUUCAUUUAACUGAAAAAGAGAGAAACAACGGAUUAGGAUAUAAUGCGAAUGUGCAUUAUGGAAAUAAAUAUGACCGAAAUGGAAACUAUCAUAACAAGGAGAAUGGAAACUAUCAUAAUAAGGAGAAUGGAAACUAUCAUAAUAAGGAGAAUGGAAACUAUCAGAACCAAUCACAAUACUCACAAUACUCGCAACAUUCGCAGUAUUCGCCAGCUUAUGAACAUAUUAAUAAAAAUGAUCCCGAUAAAUAUUGGGAUAAUCCCUUAAUAUAUGGGAAAAAAGGUAACCACGAAAUAUUUACACUUGGCGAUAUUAAAAAAUUUUCACAAAAAAAUGAAAGAGAAUAUGAUAUAAAAGGAAGGAAUUAUAAUAAGUUAAAUGCAGAUAUGAUAAAUGAUGGCAACGCUAACAAUGUUAAUAGCGUUAAUAGCGUUAACAAUGUUAAUAACAGUUUUGUGAAUAGUCGGUUAAAAAUUGGUAAAGAAGUACAGAUAAAUAAUGAUAUACAAGGAACACAUCGAAAUAACAAUUAUUCAAUAUUUAAAGAUAAUGAUGAAGAAAAUUUAGCAAAAAGCAAUUUUGCAAAAUGGUUUAAAAAUAAUAACACUGAUGAGAAUGAUAGUGGAAAUUUAAUCAAGUAUCUAAAUAAUAAAAAUAAAACCGGAACAGAAAUAGGGGUUCGAUAUAAUAAUAAUGGAAUCAAUGGAAAUCUUGGGACAAUACCAAAUCAUGGAGCUAGCGAAAUGUAUAGUAGAGUGUUAGAAAAUUCCACAUACACUAAUGUUAAUAAUAACAGCCUGAAUUGUGUAUAUACAAAUGAAAACGUGUCUAACAAUAAUAAUAAUAAUAAUAAUAAUAUUAUUAGUGGUGGUAAUAUUAUUAGUGGUGGUAACAAUAUUAGUGGUGAUAGUGGUGGCAAUAAUAUUAGUGGUGAUAGUGGUAGUGGUGGUGGAGAGUCAAAGCAAUUGAGUAACACAGUUGCAGAACUGGUUAUGAAACAAAUAUCGCUAAUCAAAGAACGUAAUAAAAGUAUGGAAGAUAUUGAAAAACAUAAUUCUUUAAAUUUAUAUGAAAAUAAUUGGAAAAAUAGUAACAGUUUUAAAAAUGGAAGCAAUAUUAUCGGACAAACAGAAGACAAUAAUUUAUAUAUAAAAGAUGGAGGUAAAAAUAUAUUAGAUAUUAUAAAAAAUUUAAAUUCAAAUAAGCUUACACAUGAAUCUAUGGAACAUGAAAUUAUUAAACGAUCAACUGUUGGAAUAGGAAAUGAAAAUUAUUCUUUCCCUAUAAAUAAUGAACAAUAUAAUUAUCGAAAUAUUAAUAAACAACAUUCUAUGGAAAAUGGAAAUCUUAAAAAGAAAUUUUAUGAUAAUAAUAUAAAUGAUGUUAAUAAAAAUAAUAUGAAUAUAGAUUAUAUGAUGAUGAAUAAAAAAAUAACAAAUAAUAUUGGAAUAAAUAAUGGAAUUAAUAUUGAAAAUAAUUGGGGAAAUUCUAAUUUAGGAACAUAUAACAAACAUCUAAAUAUAAAUGAUAAGCUCAAUUUAGGAUCUAGAAAUAACUAUAAUUAUGAAUAUUAUCUAAAUAAUGAUUCUAAUCUAAAUUAUAAUUCAUAUAAAAAUAAAAACACAACACAAGGAAAUAUAAAUAUUACACCUAUUAUAAAUUCUUUAUUAAGAUUGGAAAAUGAUAACACAUAUAAUGAUAUUGGUAAAUCACCAUCUUAUUUGAAUAAAGGAGGAGAUACAAACAUGGGAUAUUAUAUAACUGAAAAUAUACAAAAUGCUAAAGUUAAUAACGUUUUAGAUUCUUUAAAAUCAUUGUUAAAAGCUUCUCAAAAAGAUAUAGAUGCAAAUAAUUUCAUGAAUUCACAUAUAGGAAAUUUAUCUCAUAAUUUAGGUAAUAGUCGAAUAUACAAUAAUAGUUCUAAUUUUAAUAAUCAAAAAAAUUCUGUACAAAUAAAUAAAUAUUCUAAUUAUCAUUCGCAACAAUAUUAUCCAACUCAAUAUAAGCAAGAUUACAGACAUUAUCCACAUUCAAAUUUUACCGAUUCCAAUAAAAAAAAAUUGUAUAAAAAAGAUAAGCACAUUUCUAAAUACUCGAAAUCGGAAAUACCAACUAACGAAACAAUAACCAUUCCAUUGACAGAGGAAAAUUAA